AUGCGUCCUUUACUGUGUCUGCUUUUUGCGGCCUCGGGUCUGGCCGUGGGGCCUGCGUCUUUGGAGUCGGACGUGGAGAUUCUGCUGCAUAAUGAUUUGUUAGAGGCUGAAAGUUCGUUGGCAAACUCCGGGGUGAUCCUUUUGGAUGACAAGACCUGGACGGAAGGAAGUCAGGCCUGUGAAACACUCGGGGAGUCACUCUGGGGGAGCCCGCCAUCCACCCCAGCUGACAUCACAGCCGAUCUGGAAUAUCUCUUGUACCGAGGGGACUACGGGAGUCAGCAGCGGUUCUGGAUAUCCCCGACUAACAACAAUUCCCGAACGAUUGAUCUGGAGGGAACCAUUGCGACGGCAGACGGCAACAGUCGAUUUCCCGUCCUCUGCACACAGACCGCCCCUUACUCAACAGAAGACUAUCAGAACACGAGCAGCCCAUACCAAGUCACCGUCCAUGCCAAUAAUGAGUCCCUGACAGGCUUCCGAGACCACGUCACGUUUCGCUUCAUCGGGGUUCGCUUUGCUACCGAACAGCAACGAUGGACGUAUCCGGUGCCAUAUACCGGAACAGGUGGAAAUCUAUCGGUCUUGGAAUAUGGCUCGAACUGCCAUCGUGACGCACGUGGGAACGAGGAAAAUUGUCUCAUCCUGAAUAUCUGGACGCCGUAUUUACCAACCCAUCCCGAGAAGAAAAAGUUGAAGCCAGUGGCAUUCUGGAUCCACGGGGGCGCCUUUACCGGGGGAAGCCCUAACGACGCCUACUAUGAUGGCGGCAACCUGGCCUCCCGAGGUGACGUCGUGGUGGUAGGAAUCAGCUAUCGUCUCGGUACCCUGGGCUUUCUCGCUUUGAACGAUGGCAAAACCAACGGGAACUUUGGUCUGGCCGACCAGGUUGCAGCUCUCGAUUGGGUGCGUCAGAAUAUCGAAGCCUUUGGAGGCGACCCCGACCGCAUCACCAUCUUCGGCCAAUCCGCCGGAGCAGCCUCCGUACGGGCCUUGCUUGCCUCUCCCAAGGCCAAGGGCAAGUUUGCCCGAGCCAUCAUGCAAAGCAACCUGGGUGGCCUUGCCUAUGGCACGACCUACUCCCAAUACUAUACCAUCGACGAGGAAAUGCAAGUGGCGGGCGAGCCCAUCCUGGAGGAGACCAAUUGCACGGUCGCAGAAUCUCCGGUCGACUGUCUCAGAAACUACACGGCCAGCGCCAUUACAGCCCUCGAUACAACAGCACGGUACCUGGUCGUGGACGGAACGUAUCUGACCAGUCCUGAGCUGGACCUCAGUCCCUCCACAGACACCCCUCAUGUGCCUGUCAUGAUGGGUAUCAUGCGAGACGAUGGCGCCGCGUUCAUCGACUAUCCCAGUGCCGGCGAAAACAUCAGCACCUUCUUGACGGAAAAUGACCUCCCCGCAUCCGUCCUGACAACCGGUCUCUUCCCUAAUGCCGCUGGACCCAAUGCUACACUAGACAUCUUCAACACAUCCGCCCGCAUCGGAACCGACAGCAUGUUCCGAUGCAUCGAUGAAGCGACCGGGUAUGCCGGUGUCACGAACCACAUCUUCCCCGAGGUGUACUUUUACGAGUUCAACCGAUCGUACGAACUCGCAUCACAGGAUCCUAAUGGACAUGUAUGCUAUGCCCCUGCGACGACGGCGUAUCCACACGGCGAUCCAUCGCUGGAGUACUAUAAAUGCCACUCAGGGGAUCUAUAUUACAUGUUUGGAAAUCUGCGCCGGCUGAAUCAGCCCUUCCGGGAUGAGUACGAGCUGCCGUUUGAGCAGUAUGUGCUAGACUCGUGGGCCAGUUUUAUUCGCACGGGGAGUCCGACGCCGGAUCUGGCGUUGCUGCAGGCGCGGGGAUAUGCAAAUACCAGUCGGGUGGUGCAAGAGAGUGGUGCAUGGCGUCCGUUGAAAGAGGGGGAUUAUAGCUUGAGACGGUUCCAGUGGCCGCCGUAUCAGGCGCCGUUUGAUGAGGUGGAACAGUGUACAGCGCUGAAUCUAUCGCUGAGCUAUUAUGUGAUGCAGCAGCCACUGCUUAGCUAA
Aspergillus ibericus CBS 121593 is the source of this 2037-nucleotide messenger RNA. Its product is annotated as cholinesterase. The record is from RefSeq and is a predicted model, not a curated record. NCBI's taxonomy places the organism in Eukaryota, Fungi, Ascomycota, Eurotiomycetes, Eurotiales, Aspergillaceae. The transcript is spliced from 3 exons. The coding region runs from base 1 to 2037 and encodes 678 amino acids.